Clunio marinus is the source of this 3235-nucleotide messenger RNA. The record is from the annotation of a GenBank genome assembly. Lineage: Eukaryota; Metazoa; Arthropoda; Insecta; Diptera; Chironomidae.
AUGAAAAUUCUACUUUUAUUAAAUUUAUUUACGAUUAUACUUUUCAAACAUUUUAAUUGCGAAAUAUUUUCUGCGAUUGAUGAACUUGAAUAUCUUGCUGAGUCAGAGAAAUACAUUUUGCAUGAAUUGGGAGUAAUAAGAGAUCGAUUAAAUGACAGUUACAUAACCGAAAAAUUUAUUGCGUGGCUUGAUGAAGUUAGGAAACGAGAUAAAGAAGAUGUGAUGACCUACAUCACGAAUCCAUUGAAUGCAUUUUUAAUGAUCAAACGAACCACGUCAGACACAAAACUCAUCACGAAAAAAUAUCCUGAAGAAUCGAAAGAUUUUCUAGAGAAUAUCAAAGAUCUUCAACCAACUGCUGAUGAUCUUUCCGGUGCAGUUGAAGGUUUAUUGCGACUUCAAUACAUUUAUAAGUUAAAAAGUGUUGACUUUGCUAAUGGCGUUAUUGAUGGCGUCAAAACAAGACCAGCAUUGUCACCUCAUGAUCUGUUUGUGAUUGGUGAUGAAGCUUACAAAUUGAAAGGAAAAGAUUACUUCGUGGAAGAAUAUUUAGUGUUAGCUUACGAUAAAGUUCUCAAAGGUCUUGAUCCUCUUAAAGAAGUUAAUGUCGAUGCAUUACUACUUCGAAUGAGCGAUGUGUACAAUAGAACUGGAGACUUCGAAUUCGCCAUUCAUACAAUUGAUGAAGUUAUUAAAAGAAAUCCAACUGUUGACAUUUUUCCUGUCGUAAGAAGGAAAAUGGUGGCAGAUCUUGAAAAGUAUGGAAACUCAAUUCUUAUUCAACAAGAAGAUCCAUUCAAAGAAGAUUUUGUUAAAGAUAGAACGUGGACAAAUAAGAAAGAGGAAAUGAUUUUUAGUCAAACAUGUCGAGGAAAGAACACAAAAAGUCCAAAAGAAAUGGCUGAACUGAAAUGUCGUUACGUUUCAAACACUCCAUACGUGAAACUUUUUCGAUUCAAGCUCGAAGAAGCGAAUUCAGAUCCAUACAUUGUAUUGUUUCUUGAUGUUGUAACAGAUAAUGAAAUUUUUCAUUUAAUAGAGAAUUCAAAAUCGAAUUUUGCGCGUGCAACGACUUACGAUGCCUCUGGUCACAGGCGCACGUCAAAAACUCGUAUUGCAAAAUCUUCCUGGCAUUAUGAUCACCAAAAUGAAAUUGUUAAAAAAAUCUCUCAGAGAAUUGAACACAUGACUGGUCUUUCAAUGACAACGUCUGAAGGCUUGCAAAUACAAAAUUAUGGAAUUGGUGGACAUUAUGUUCCUCAUUGGGAUCAUCAAAUUCAAGAAGCAGUUCAAUAUGAUGAUGGUUUAGGGAAUCGCGUUGCAACUACUCUAAUUUAUUUCACUGAUGUUGAGAAAGGCGGUUACACAGUUUUUCCUUAUCUUAAAGUUCGAAUCCCUGCAGUCAAAGGUUCGGCUGCUUUCUGGUAUAAUUUAAAAGAAAAUGGCCAAGGUGAUUACAGAACAAGACAUGCUGGAUGUCCUGUGCUUAUUGGGUCAAAAUGGGUUGCAAACAAAUGGAUUCGUGAAGCUGUUCUUGUGUCGUUUUUAAGUCGAUCGAAUUGUGAAAUCUUUUCGGCAAUUGAUGAACUUGAAAAUCUUGCUGUGUCGGAAAAAACAAUUCUUGGUGAAAUUGCGAAUUUUACUAAAUCCUUAAACGACAGCAAAAUAAAUAAAAAAAUUGCUGCGUGGCAGAACGAGUACAAGUUAGUGGAGAAAGAUGUGUUGGCUUAUAUCACGAAUCCAUUGAAUGCGUUUUUAAUGGUCAAACGAACCACGUCAGAUGUUGAACUCAUUACGAAACAUUAUAAAAAAUCUUCAACAAAUGUUUUAGAGAAGAUCAAAGAUCUUCAACCAACUGCUGACGAUCUUUCCGGUGCAGUUGAAGGUUUAAUGCGACUUCAAUACAUUUAUAAAUUAAAAAGUGAAGACUUUGCCAAUGGAAUUAUUGACGGUAUCAAAACAAGAUCGCCACUCGCACCUCAUGAUCUGUAUGUGAUUGGUGAUGAAGCUGCGAAAAUCGAAGGAUCGUCUUAUUUUGCAAAGGAAUAUCUUGAAUUGACGUUUAAGCGAGUUAAGGCUGGUCUUGAUCCUCUCAAAGAAGUUAAUGUCGAACAUUUACUUUUGCGCUUGUAUGACGUUUAUAGUGGAACCGGAGACUUUGAAAAAGGACAUUCAUUCUUGGACGAAUUACUUGCUCGAAGUCCUGGCGUUGCGACUGAAAAGAACAUUGAAGUAGCCGUUCAUAGAAGUGAAAACAGAGCAAGACAAUCACUUUUGACGACUGAACUCGAUCCAUUUUCUGAUUACUACAAUCGAAGUAGUAAGUGGACUUCAGAUAAAGAAAAAAUUGUUUACAGUCAAGUUUGUCGUGGUAAUCUAACAAAGACAAAUGCAGAAAUCGCACAGUUGAAGUGCAGAUAUGUCUCCAAAAGUGCAUUCUCUAAACUUGCACGGUUCAAAAUUGAAGAAGCAAAUCUUCAUCCAUACAUUGUCGUUUUUCAUGAUGUUCUAUCCGAUGAUGAAAUUGAGUUCUUAAAAGUAUCUGCGAAGCCAAAUGUACAUCGUGCAGGAACGUUGAGUACGACGCUUGAUGUAAAAAAGACAAGCAGUCGCGUUGCCAAACUUUCGUGGCUUCCUGAUGAGAAGGACGAAAUCAUCAACAGAAUUUCACAAAGAGUUGAAGACAUGACCGGUUUGACAAUGUCAACAUCUGAGAUGCUGCAAGUGCAGAAUUAUGGAAUUGGUGGUCAUUACGUUCCACAUUGGGAUCACACAGUAAAAGGUCAAAAGGCUUUCAGUACAAAUGGAAAUCGAAUUGCAACGACAUUGUUUUAUUUGACUGAUGUACCAAAAGGCGGUUACACGAUUUUUAUUUACCUCAAAGUUCGAGUGUCAGCAGUUAAGGGGUCGGCUGUUUUCUGGUAUAACAUAAGAGACGAUGGUCAAGGUGAUUACAGGACAAGACAUGCUGCAUGUCCUGUGCUUAUAGGGACGAAAUGGGUCGCAAACAAGUGGAUUAAGGAAUAUGGUCAAGAGUUCAGACGUCCAUGCCCACCUGGGGAAUUCAAAGAAGUAUUCGAACGCGAUAUUUACAUACCUUUCUUGGAUUAGAUGAAUUGAUGACUUCACUUUUCCUUCGUCUUUUUAAUAAUUUCCUGUAAGAUACUUUACAACAAAGGUUAAAGUUUGAAAAAUUUAAAAUAAAGUCACGUUCACUCUCAAACCGCUGCUGAUU